Molecule: messenger RNA, 2576 nt
Organism: Cydia pomonella (codling moth)
Lineage: Eukaryota; Metazoa; Arthropoda; Insecta; Lepidoptera; Tortricidae
Gene: nau
Product: transcription factor SUM-1
Exons: 4
Coding region: 291-836 (181 amino acids)
Biological process (GO): positive regulation of myoblast differentiation; muscle organ development; regulation of transcription by RNA polymerase II
Molecular function (GO): protein dimerization activity; RNA polymerase II cis-regulatory region sequence-specific DNA binding; DNA-binding transcription factor activity, RNA polymerase II-specific
Source: RefSeq, a predicted model, not a curated record
UAAAAAUCGAUUCAACACCAGCAAAAGACGAUAAAACCGUCCCGACACUUUCAUCGUCACAAAUUCCCAGAAAAUUAUGGGCGGCAUCAAUUUCAAUCCAAACACUAAUAAAUUGGCAUCUUUCAACGUUAGAGCAGUACGGCGUUAGUGUAUUAAUAGCUGUUAUAUUUUGUAAAACUCGAUUCAACCCUCGGCUGAACAGUGUUGUCUAAGCCGCGGCGCGCGCCGCUUGAAAAAAAAAAGCGCGCGCUUUCAACUGUCAAACUUUCGAAAUUCUAACCUAAAACGCCAUGAGUUAUUUGUAUGAUGAAUUUAACAAUAAUUUCCAGGACUUUCGUUAUUAUAAAGACAGUAAAAGUGAUAAAGAGUGUUGUGUGAAAGAUGAGAGUAAGGAGGAAGGUCAUAUUCAGCAUGUGUUGGGUCCUAGUCGGAGAUGUUUGGCGUGGGCGUGUAAAGCGUGUAAAAGGAAAACGGCGGCAGUGGACCGGCGGAAAGCGGCGACGCUUAGAGAGAGGCGGAGGCUGAGGAAAGUAAACGCUGCCUUUGAAGAGCUCCGAAUCCGCGCAAGGGCCGGCAGUGGGAGAUUACCGAAGCUAGAAAUACUGAGGGCCGCCAUACAACACAUAGAGAGGUUGCAGGCUGCCCUGAGAGCUGCCGCCGCGUUGGAAACAGAAGGCUGCAAGAACUACAUGGAGCCGGUUGGGGACCGGAAUCCAGCCAGGGAAGCUAACGUGGACAAAGAGAAACCUUUCGUGAACAAUGAAGGAGGUUGUGGAGUCAACAGUCUAGCGAGAUUGCGGUGUAUCGUUCAAGCAUUAACAACGAGGGAUUCUUGACCGGAUCUCAUAAUCUCCUACCGGAUCUCUAAUACUAAAGAGUAGAGUAGUUGGUACAUGUUCAGAAGGUUCUCUCUGGUAUUUUAAAGGAAAGAGGUGUCACAGUACUCAGUAGCUUAUCGCCACUACAGUUAUGGCUCAGUUUCAUUAGUCGAUAACUCGGUCGAUAUAAAGCGUGCGGGGACUCCCCGCAGGCGGUACAACGACUAGUGAAACUCAUAAGUCGAUAGUUCGGUCGAUAUACAGCAUGCGGGUGACUCCCCUCAGGUAUAUGGAGGUAUAACGACUGGUGAAACUCAUAAGUCGAUAGUUCGGUCGAUAUACAGCAUGCGGGUGACUCCCCUCAGGUAUAAGGUGGUAUAACGACUGGUGAAACUCAUAAGUCGAUAGUUCGGUCGAUAUACAGCAUGCGGGUGACUCCCCUCAGGUAUAAGGUGGUAUAACGACUGGUGAAACUCAUAAGUCGAUAGUUCGGUCGAUAUCCAGCAUCCAGCGACAGCCAGAACUCAACGAGGGGGGGUCGGGUUUAGGGUCGGCAACGCGCAGGUAACUCCUCUGGAGUUGCAGGCGUACAUAGGCUACGGAGACUGCUUACCAUCAGGCGGGCCGUAUGCUUGUUUGCCACCGACGCAGUAUAAAAAAAAAUAAUAUCCAGCAUACGGGUGACUCCCUGCAGGCGUUGAGGUGGUAUAACGACUGGUGAACCUCAUAACGGCAUGCGUUUUGGAAAUCUCCCGUAUCCCUCAUACAGGCCCUAUCGACCAAUGAAAACAGUUCCCCGAAUGCGGGCCCUAACAUGCUUUAUGGAAAUCUCCCGCAUCCCGCACGCGGGCGCUAUCGACCAAUGAAACUGAGCCAUUAAACUUUCACAACUUAUGUUCAACAUUCGUGAGUUUAAUCCUCGGUGGUACUUUAAAGAGCAGAAAUAAGUUUUGGGCAUAAAUUUCAUUUUUGGUACAAGAUUUUAUCGCUGACUGUACUUUUCUUUCCACAUGCAACUUAUACUCAUCGAGGCAAUUCUAAUAACCCUAAUAACAAUUAGUUUGCGUUGUUUUAUCACAGAGUUCCUAUGGCCACCGUCCGUCUCCAUAAUUAGAUCAGCUCCAUGUCAUCAUAAUAUUGCAUUUGUCAUACAAUUACAUACAAAGAACUGCAGUGAUAUCAUUAAAUAUCAAAUUUGCGAGCAUGCACGACAUACAUUCAAUUGUAAUUCAAAUAGUUUGUCUCUGUUACACCUUGUAUAAUUGCUUUGGUCUCGGACCGUCUAGAACGCAAAAUUACUAGUGUAAUAUUUUGCCUAUAUCCCUUUUAGUCUACAUCGCAAACGGUCUAGAACACAAAAUGACCACUUAUAGGUAGGUUAGGUUAGUUAGUUAUCUUUUAAUGGCCGAAGACCAAACCGCACAGAAAUAGGAGCCCCGCGGUAGCGGGGCUCCGUCGACAUCGCUAACGUAAAGGUAAAUCGAUGAUACGUAGAUAAAUAAAGGUCUAAAUAAUUGUAGUCAUUUUGUGUUCUAGACCGUUUGCGAUGUAGACUAAAAGGGAUAUAGGCAAAAUAUUACACUAGUUAAUUUUCUAGACAGUCCGAGACCAACCCGUAUAUUUUAUCUGAAGGUAUAUUAGCUAGUAUAUUUAAUUAGUUUAUUAAUUGUGAUAAGAGUAUUUUUAGUUAGUAAAUAUAUUAUUUAUUGUAAAUGUAGUAAUUGUACAUAUACAUUAUAAUUACAUAUUCGUUUUUGA